Fibroporia radiculosa is the source of this 465-nucleotide messenger RNA. RefSeq lists its product as uncharacterized. The transcript is spliced from 6 exons. The coding region runs from base 1 to 465 and encodes 154 amino acids. The record is from RefSeq and is a predicted model, not a curated record. Lineage: Eukaryota; Fungi; Basidiomycota; Agaricomycetes; Polyporales; Fibroporiaceae.
AUGCACUCCCCGGUCGGCGUUGUGUGGGUGUUGGGACAGCAUGCUGCUCCCUUGAGUGGCCCAGCUCGGACGGUCGAUGCAGCUUUUGGACAGCGCUCUAAGGCUUCCAGCAUGAGGGUCAAUCGUGAUCUCCGGAUUGACAACGGCGAGGCGCCACUGGAGAAUGGACUGGCAUGUUCAAUGCCAACAAGGGACGUCCAUCAUAAUGGCACCGAUAACGGGCCCACCGACCCUGGAGAGCGCGAAAAAGCGACUGCGAGCGUGCUCCUCACGAUGCGCGUGUGGUUGACUCGGAGCAACAAAACGCCUUGUCCAUCAGCUACAGCGCAACCUGCUCCGGAAACGAAGUCCUACGGAUCAUCCGCGUCGGUCCAAGUCUUUGGGACGACACCCUGGAACGCCAAAGACGGGCUGGCGUCCAUCUUUCGUGGCGGAGAGGACUUUCUGAUUCCCGCAUCUCAGUAG